CUUUUGUCUUUUCUUUGGUUGUUUCUCUGUCAAACUGGGGGCUGGGUUAUGAUGACUGCAUGAGGCAGAAUCAGGAACACGGUCAGGAAGUAUAAGCAGAUGUGUUUCCUUUGCGAGACCGCAUUUUCUCAGUCUACAGAAACCUGCCCUGAUUCAAUCGCCUGAAGUUGCAAGCAGAAUGUUCCCCUGCAUGGCAGCACCGGGUCAGUUUGGUCCCGAGAUACGAGAGCCGGGGCUGAAGGUGUGGCGGGUGGAGAAGAUGAAGGCGGUGCUGCUACAGCCAACCGAGGUGGGCGCCUUCUUUAACGGAGACUCCUACCUGGUGCUGGAACACAGGGGCGACCAGGGGGCGGACCUGCACAUGUGGAUCGGUGAGAAGUCUUCUCGUGACGAGCAGGUGGCGUGUGCCAUGCUGGCCACCCAGCUGGACAACUUCCUGGGUGGCGACCCGGUCCAGCACCGUCAGGUCCAGGGCUACGAGUCCCCAGAGUUCAUGAAGCUCUUCUCCAGGGGCGUCAGCUACAAGGAGGGCGGUGUGGAGUCUGGAUUCAGGAGGCCCCAGGGCGGGUCAGGCCCGAUCCACAGGUUGUACCAAAUCAAAGGGAAACGCAACAUCCGUGCCAAGGAGGUAGAGCUGAGCUGGAACAGCUUCAACAAGGGAGACUGCUUCAUCCUGGACCUGGGAGAGACCAUAUUUUCAUGGAUUGGCUCUCAGGCCAACAUCUUUGAGAAGCAGAAGGUGCGUGAGAUCGCCUCCCUGAUCCGGGACACAGAGAGACACGGUAAAGCACGGAUAACUGACAUCAACGAGGGGGAGGAGACACCUGAGAUGCUCAAGGUGCUGGGACCAGUGAUAAAGCUGGCAGAGAGCACUCCAGAGGAGGACAGUCAAGCAGAUGUCUCCAACUCCGCCUCCCUCUACAAGGUGUCGGAUGCAUCAGGUCAGAUGAAGCUGACCAAAGUUUCAGAGAAGAGCCCAUUUGCCAAAGAUCUUCUGGUGCGCGACGACUGCUUUAUUCUGGACAACGGGGCCAAUGGAAAGAUCUUUGUCUGGAAGGGUAUGGGAGCUAAUGCAGAGGAGAAGAGGGAGGCCCUGAAGAUGGCCGAUGACUUCAUCCAACAGAUGAACUACCCCAGGAUGAAAACACAGGUGGAGAUUCUACCACAGGGAAGAGAGACAAUCAUCUUCAAGCAGUUUUUCCAGAACUGGAACUAAACCACAAAUAUUUAUUGUGAAAAGCAUCUCAAUAAAAUGCUUCACAAAGAUAGUAAAAUAACAGUACAAAAAGUCUCAAAUAAUUUCUAAAGGUCAACACCAAUAAAAUGAAAAUAUUUUUUAUAUAUAUAUAUGUGUUUACUUAUGUAUAUAUUUGUAAGGUACUAUCUCCAUAGUGAACAACAAUUUCAUCAUGCCUAUGUCAAAUAAAAAAAAGAAUAAAAUAUACCAGCAUUUAUAAUGUUCUAACUGGAGUAGGAAAACGUGUUCACUAGUCUCUCUUCUAGUGGUUGGCUUUAAAGCCAAGAUGACAUUCCACAAAUCCCAUAAGGUGUAUGUAAUUGGUUUAGUCAUAUGUUGUUGUUUUUUACAUUUGUUAAUAAUAAUAAUAGGGACACGUUCCUAGUGAUACCUGUAUAAGGCCUUCGGAUGACAUCAAUAAAGGAUAACUGAAACAACUCUUAACGCAUA
Molecule: messenger RNA, 1687 nt
Organism: Esox lucius (northern pike)
Lineage: Eukaryota; Metazoa; Chordata; Actinopteri; Esociformes; Esocidae
Gene: capgb
Product: capping protein (actin filament), gelsolin-like b
Exons: 9
Coding region: 179-1216 (345 amino acids)
Biological process (GO): actin polymerization or depolymerization; actin filament severing; barbed-end actin filament capping
Cellular component (GO): cytoplasm; actin cytoskeleton
Molecular function (GO): actin filament binding; phosphatidylinositol-4,5-bisphosphate binding
Source: RefSeq, a predicted model, not a curated record